This is a messenger RNA of Telopea speciosissima, 840 nucleotides long. Its product is annotated as protein MAIN-LIKE 2-like. NCBI's taxonomy places the organism in Eukaryota, Viridiplantae, Streptophyta, Magnoliopsida, Proteales, Proteaceae. The record is from RefSeq and is a predicted model, not a curated record. The transcript has 4 exons. Bases 1 to 840 code for a protein of 279 amino acids.
AUGCAAACCGAGGAGAAAGCUCUUCCGAUGCCGAAGAAGUAUUGCGGCACGGUAAGAGUACGAGAGUGGUACAGUGAGCUCUACCCGGAGGUACAGUCCCGGGUGAGACGGACCGGAUUGGGGCAUAUUGCUACUUGCCCCAUUCGUGAGCUAGACAGCCUGACCGUUCGGGCUUUAGUGGAGAGAUGGUGGCCGAGCACCCACACCUUUGAUCUCCCACUAGGAGAGGUGACCAUCACACCUCUCGACUUUUAUAUGAUUAUGGGGCUUCCGUUUGGAGGGGCACCCGUGACACUAGCCCCGGCGGAUCGGGUAGAUCGUUUCACCUACUGGGGGCGUAUGACUGGGCUCACUGUCACCCAGAGAGGGCUUCCUGCUACUGCUAUGAGGCGGCAUUGGAAGGAGAAGGGGCUGACAGACCAAUCGCCCUCUGAGGAGCAUGACCAGAUGGCCAGGUGCUUUCUUCUAUAUCUGUUGGCUGAGGUCGUGUUUAGCGACAUGAUCGGGACUGUGACCGUCAACCUCGCUUUUUGCCGAUUUCUUGAGGACUUUGAUGCUGCGGCGGAGCUCGAUUGGGGAGGUUCGGCUUAUGCCCACCUCCUUUAUAUGCUAGGUUCCCCGAGCCUCAUCGGGUGCUCUUAUGUCAUUUGGACAUGGAGCUAUGAGAGAGAGCAGGAUGCGCUUCUUCGGGCUGAGUUGGAGAAGCAACGACUCGAGUUUGAGAGAUGUAGAGCUGAGCUGACUCAGGCCAGAGUCGAGAUCGAGGCCCUCUGCUUGGACCGAGAUACGGUCGGGGAUGCGGGGGCGAGCCUCUCGGUGGAUGAUUAUUAUCACGAGUGA